AUAUCUUUCAGAAAAGGCAUACAAAUAGCCAUAUCCACCAAGUGAUUAGCGACUAGGUGCUUUGUCAAUUCUCUUCAAGAUGACAUCCGCCAAGCAGGCCACUAUCGCCUAUAUCAAGUACGAUGCUGUGUCCGCGACUGAAAAUCCAUACACGUCGCAUAUCCCUUUCACUGUGGACGGACAGCAAACUUGGACAAACAUAGUCUUCGAUGAACACCAGAUGCCCUUGAACGAUGUGCGUGGGAAGGAAAAGGAUGACACAUUGGACCUGAACGGGUUUUCAUACCUCCGUUAUGAUGCGGUGAACAAGCCUUCCGAUGAGAUCAAAAGCCCGGAUCAUCCGUACGUGGUUGAAAUGGCUGCGUGGCUUAGAGAUGUUCUCCACGCAAGGCAUAUUAUCGUGUAUGAUUGCAAUGUUUCGGGUAUUAGAGACGCAGUACUCCCUCUUGUAUUAUCAUUGGAAUGAGAAAAGACAUUAGUGUAAAGGUUGA
Mollisia scopiformis is the source of this 491-nucleotide messenger RNA. RefSeq lists its product as uncharacterized. The coding region runs from base 80 to 466 and encodes 128 amino acids. The record is from RefSeq and is a predicted model, not a curated record. The transcript has 2 exons. Lineage: Eukaryota; Fungi; Ascomycota; Leotiomycetes; Helotiales; Mollisiaceae.